This is a messenger RNA of Elaeis guineensis (African oil palm), 874 nucleotides long. The record is from RefSeq and is a predicted model, not a curated record. Lineage: Eukaryota; Viridiplantae; Streptophyta; Magnoliopsida; Arecales; Arecaceae.
AACGUCAUUCUCCGUCCCGGACCUCUGCCCCCUCGAACCCUUCCGUCUUCUCUCGGCCACCGGCGGGAACCCGGAAGCCGUCGCGUUCCUGAAGAGAGGCUUACUUCUCUCUUCUCCUGGGAAGAAAGAGCAGGAAGAGGAUGGCGGAUUGGGCGUCGACGCAUAGAUUGUGGGAGAAGUGGGCCUCCAACAACAUCGGCUCUUCUGGUGAACCCCUAAAGGCGGCCCUGCUGCUCAACUACGAUCCCAACGGUCCGUCACGCCUCUUGUCUGUCAUAGCAGAACAAGAGGGGACCAACCUGAAGGCCAUUGAUUUGCACCCAUUCCUCGACUUUGUGAAGCGGAACAAUCUCCAGAAGGAGUUCUUCUUUAUUGGAUCAAGCCAGUGUUUCCAAAUUAUGUUCCAACUACUUGUGAUGAAUGACCAUCUCCACAAGAAGCACAAAGGAAGCAUCUUUAUUUCUGAAAAGGUGGAUCGCAAGAUCCUUGUUCUGAGCAUGAAGUUCAAUUGGUGUUCCCGUGUGGCUAUAAGGGUGACAUUUUGGAAAUGCGGAUGAGGGAUUUUAUGGUAAAUCAUGUAUUAAGGUAUUCAUCUUUUUUGAAAAAUACCAUGGUAUUUUGUGAUUGAGAGCAUUUGAUGUGCCUAUAAUGUUAGUAAGACAGUAAGCACCUCUCCUGAUUCAAGAGUUAAAGAAACACUAUCCCUUGAAGCAACAAAACUCUCCUUACGAAGCAAGAAAUGAUGAUUAGGAGCAUUUGUGAUUUGCAAGGUUCGCCAUCUCAAUACCCGGUCCUAUACUGGUACCAACUUAUUACUAUUUUGGGAUGGGGCCGGUUUGGUACACCGAGCGUUGGUACACCAGUAUAGUACGAU